This is a messenger RNA of Brassica rapa (field mustard), 2759 nucleotides long. RefSeq names its product protein ELC-like. Lineage: Eukaryota; Viridiplantae; Streptophyta; Magnoliopsida; Brassicales; Brassicaceae. Gene Ontology annotation, cellular component: ESCRT I complex. Gene Ontology annotation, biological process: protein transport; protein modification process; endosome to lysosome transport. Gene Ontology annotation, molecular function: ubiquitin binding. The record is from RefSeq and is a predicted model, not a curated record.
CAGAAUGACUUAUCAGAAAGUCUGAUCCAGCUAGUUGGUUGCUUUGUGGGGUUAAACAUUACUUUAGUCACUAUUAUAUGUUUUUGAGACACUCAUAAUAUCAUUUGAGAAGAGAAUGAGCUGGCUUCUAUUGAGUUGUUGUUACUACAUUAUUAUUAAAGAAGUAAACCUAUAAUGUCACGUACUUUGCAUAUGUACAGAAUUAUUAAUAGUUUCGUUGACGAAAUUAUGUACUUCCUUGGCGUGGGGAGCAAGAUCCUCGUUGAUCAGUUUAAUACUCAGAUAAUGUGAUUAUAUAAGAACAGAAUACUUGCAAAGUAAAGAUACUAUCAAAGACUUUUUGUUAAUAGCAUUCACAAAAACGACAAACAGAAAAGAGGCUAUGGAUUAUACAGGCAACAAACUGGAGAGACAUAACUUAGAAGCUGAGAAACGACUCAAGAAGGUGGAACAAGAUUAUCUCCACACAAGCCAAAAGUACAUAGAAUCAGAUGUAAGUUUUCAAGACAUGUAAGCCCUGAAACAUACCACCCAAAACAUUAAAAAUGCUUUAUCUUUUUGUGUGGCCAGUCACAGUUGCAGAGCCUAUACAAUGAGAGAAGGCGUGCCGACAGUCUCUGUUCCUCGGCUGAAGCUUUCACUGACUGGUGCAACAAUCUGGUAAAGAAACUACAUGAGGCUCUUGACAAGAUACCUACAACAGAAGAAACCAUUGAUCAUAGCCUACAAUUCUCGAUGUCCAACAGCGUUGAAAGCUUGGAAGAUGAACAAUGGCAGAAGCUGGACUGUGAAGCAAUACGUGAUUUCAGAGAAGUUAGCCGUGAGCUCUACUACAUUCAAAGAAAAAUGCCAAGGAGUGAGAGCAGAAGAUCUAUACAGGGUCUCCUAAAUGAGGUUAAAGAGAAGAACAAGUGUAAAGACAAAGCUGUUUUAACUUGUACACUGGUUUGUAACCCUACAAGUUGUGACAAUUUGAGAAAAUUUGUGGAGCUGGAAAUAAAAGUUCUAAAGAAGCUGAUCAGAGAGAUUCAAAAAGACUGGGAAGACAAACUGCAGAUUAGGCAAUGCGCAAGGGAUCUAUAUAGCGAUUCCAAACGAAAAGUGAAGCAUCUGUGGAACAAAAAGGACCACCUAUCUGGACAAUGGGACGAAGAAAAGAAACACAUGCUCGGGAAUAAGGAAAAGCAUGAGAGGAGGAUAGGUGCAUAUCCUGAGGCUGAAUAUAUCAAGAUGGUGAAUGAUAUAACUUAACCAUGAUCGGAUGUAAUAUAUAAUUUCAUCUUCAUAGUUUCACUGCUCUGAAUCUGUGAUUGUAGCUAACGUUCUUUAAAAAUACAUAAAAGACUUGGCAAUCAGCAGCUAUAUAGUCAACGUCAAGUGAUUCUAAAACGAUUGUUUUUAGAAUUUAGUUACAAAAGGUGGACCAAGCCAAUAUCUAGAAUAAACUAAACACAUGACUGAUUCAGUGACAGAGAUAUAAUCUAAGAAAACAAAGGAUAAAGACCAAAGUAAACUUCCAAGAAACAACACAACAAUCACUAUCCCUUGUUCUCUAAGCUUUGUUUGACCAACCAACAAAAUCUUAAGUAAUUUUCAUAAUAUAAAACAAUAAAACUCAGGAACUCAAGAACAUCAUAAAAUAGCAAAGAACCAACCCAUCUUUGGCCUCAAUGGCAUCCUCGUCAUCAUCUUCUCCACUAAAAUUCAUAGAGAAAUCUCUUCUUGCAACUGGUCCAUUUGCUCUGUCCUACACCGAUCCAGACCAGAAAUGGGUCAUAAGAAAGCAUCUAACUUCGUUCCUCCAAGACUUCUCAAACUUCGACCUCUCUACUGAUACUUUCAACCACAACAACGGAACCACAGUUCAACUCUUUCGUCUUGAUGGCUCUCUACGUACUCCUCAACAAAGCACAGCUGUACAGUUGACUAUUUGGGUUCACGAGAACUACCCGUUGACUCCUCCUCUUGUCUUUGUGAUCCCUCCUGAUUCGAUGACUCCGGUUCGGACCAACCACCCAUUCGUCAGCUCCUCUGGUUUCACAAACUCUAACUACAUCGAGACUUGGGAAUACCCACCGUGCAAUCUCCUCAACUUCGUUCGAAACCUCAGGAGAGUUCUUGCUAAUGACCACCCGUUUGUUCAGACAGACUCCAUCCCGACCAAGACUCGGUCGGUUUCAAGACCCGAAGCUCUAGACAGGUUAGUCACGAGUCUCCACUACGACGUGUUGGCAAUCAUGUCAAGAUCAGAGGAAGAGAUUGAAAGCCUCUGGAGACUCCAGACAGAAGUGAAGCAAAGAUCAGAGUCCGUUAGAACGAUCAUCAGCGACCUUGAGACAGAGAGGGAGACACUUAAAGAGAAUGUUCUGAAGCUCGAAGAGGACACAGAUGUGUUGGCUAUAUGGGUGGAGAGGAACUAUCCCAAGCUGAUGAAAGCGACGUCCAAGGACGUGGGAGUCGAAGAGAUGUUUGAAAUGGAAGAAGAGAAGAAACUGUUGGUGGAGAGCUUGGCGGCAGAUAAGGCUAUUGAAGAUGUGCUGUGUAAUUUGGAAGAAGCUAGUAGAAGGGGAGAGAUGGAGAUUGGUUCGUAUCUGAAGCAUGUUAGAGUCUUGGCUAGAGAACAGUUCUUCUCGAGGCAUCAUCACCUAUAUAUGUAAAUAUAUACUAAAAUGAGUUUUUUUUUGGAUUUCAUCUUUUAAUCUUCCCUUACAUUCAUAUAUAUUUACCCAGUGUUAUAAAAGAUCGGUUUAUCCUCCGUC